GCGGUGCUCAUUCCCGGGAUAUGCCGUGCUUGCAGUCCUGCGCUAAAAUUCGCGGAGGCUGCUGCUACUGCUGCUAUCUGGGGGUUUUGGUUAGGGACUCUAGGCCAGUUCUUGAUCUAGGGGGGAGGAGAGAAAUUUCGCUCUCGUCGCAGUCUCUCUGUGCGUGAUGUGUCCCGAUGCUCAUUCAGCUCGCGCAGAUCUUGCGUCAAUGAGAGUCACUGCUGCGCCAAAGCUGAGCUCUUUAUUAUUUAUACGUGUAUACAUGCGCGACCAUUGUAACGCACUUAUUAAUCGACGUCGAAGAUUCGAAUUUGUAAAUCCGAGCUUCGAAGAUUUUUUUGACGGAAUUGCCUUUACGAAAAUUACAAAUACAAGCUCGAAUCUCGUUUUAUCGUCUGCUAGCUUUUGUUUGGGGUCUCUAGAGCUAGUAGUCAGUAAAUUUCAUAAUCAUAAUGAUUCGCCUCGCACAUGCUCGAUACACGGCGGCGGCUUCUGCUGCUGUCUGCUGUCAAUAACAGACGAGCGAUACACGUACAGCGAAUUAACACCACAAGUUAGCGUCUCCCGCUGCGAUAUUGAUAACAAAGCGUCAACUUGAACAAUAUUGCAUUACGUCCACGACCGCACGAAGUUUGACCAGCGUCAAGAGAGUUUAUAUAGUUGUUUUUUUAGUAAAAUCUAGUACACAAUGCAACGUUGUUUGCAUAGCGACAAGUAUCUGAGGAUGUUGGCCAUGCCAGAUCCGUCAAAGAUACUGAAGGAAAUAAACAUUGGUUUCGUGGGAGGUGGAAAUAUGGCUCAGGCCAUUGCUUUUGGAUUGUUGAAGAAGAAAUGUGUAAAUCCUGAAAAUAUAUGGGUUUCGUCAAGAACAGAGGAAACUCUGAACAAAUGGAAAGAAUUCGACAGUAAUAUUCAUACAACCCUCAACAAUGCUGACGUCAUUGAGAACUGUGAAUACAUAUUUUUAGCUGUAAAGCCUCACAUUUUAGUAGAUGCAUUAAAGACUUGUGUACCGCAGGGUAAAGAUAAACUCCCUCAAAAACUUUUUAUAUCAGUGCUAGUUGGAACAACGCUAGAAGUAUUAACUAAGGAAUUGAAAAUUCUGAAUGAAAAUCCUUCAGUUAUAAGAUCUAUGCCCAAUACUCCGUUGAUGGUUUCUGAAGGGAUUACUGUGUAUUGUUGCUCAAAUACUAGUAAAGAAGAUGAAAUUAUAGUCAAGUUAUUAUUUUCUAUACUUGGUUUAUGUCAAGACAUUCCAGAAUCGUUAAUGAACAGUGUUGGCGGUCUUAGUGGUUCAGGUCCAGCAUAUGCAUACAUGAUAAUUGAAGCCUUAGCUGAUGGAGCAGUUAGAAAAGGGGUUCCUCGGGCACUGGCAAAUAAAUGUGCAGCUCAGGUGUUGGUUGGUGCCGGCAGGAUGGUCUUGGAAACUGGCAAACAUCCUGGACAGUUAAAGGACGAAGUAUGUUCUCCCGGUGGUUCUACUAUAACGGGAAUUCACGAAAUGGAGCGUGGUGGCGUCAGGGCCUCGAUGAUGAAUGCCGUCGAAGCUGCGGUUGGAAGAUCAGACGAACUUACAAAUUCUAAAAAGUGAAUUUAAUAAGCAAUCCGACAAUAUAUAAAUGAAUUUAAAUUAAAAAGUAUAUUUACGCCGUAACGUACACAAAAUUCAUAUUAAAUUUUGUAUAUGCUGCAGCUACUGGCUAGGCGUACUUUUUAAAUUAUAACUUGCGUACUUUUUAUAAAAAUAAAAUAUUAUGAAAUUAAAAGGAA
Molecule: messenger RNA, 1770 nt
Organism: Trichogramma pretiosum
Lineage: Eukaryota; Metazoa; Arthropoda; Insecta; Hymenoptera; Trichogrammatidae
Gene: P5cr
Product: pyrroline-5-carboxylate reductase 3
Exons: 5
Coding region: 689-1591 (300 amino acids)
Biological process (GO): L-proline biosynthetic process
Molecular function (GO): pyrroline-5-carboxylate reductase activity
Source: RefSeq, a predicted model, not a curated record